AUGCCCUUCGGGCUUACCAACGCGCUGGCGACGUUCCCGAGAGCCAUGGAUAUACUGCUCUCUCCGUUCCGAUGGAAGUCGUGUCUGGUGUAUUUGGAUGAUAUCAUCAUUUUCAGCAACUUCUUGGGACUUUGCAAUGUGUACCGUCGGUUUGUCCCACAUUACGCGAAAAUCGCGCAUCCGCUCAAUCAACCACUGAAGAAGGGACAACCGGUCCAGUUGGAAGGAUUCGACGAACUGUGUAAGAAAGCUUUUCAUAAGCUGAAGGAGGCCAUCUUGGCACCACCGGUGCAGGCACUGCCAAAGAAGGACCUUCCAUAUUCGGUGGAUACCGACGCAAGUGAUUAUCAAAUCGGAGCUGCAUUAUUUCUAACGUAUCCGGAUGCACAACGAAAACGCAUCGGGAAUUAUUCUGUAUCAGAGAAGGAAUGUUUGGCGGUUAUUGGGGCCGUCCAAACUCUAAGACCAUAUCUAUACGGCGAGCACUUUAUCGUGCAUACCGACCACGCCUCGUUGAGGUGGUUGAUGAACGUAACUGACCCAAGUGGGAGAUUAAUCCGAUGGAGGCUACGCCUCUCGGAAUUCGACUUCGAAAUCAAGUACAAGAAAGGAAAGGCAAACAGCCAGGCAGAUGCCUUGUCAAGGCUGUUAACGCAAGGAGGAACCGUCGACGAAAUCAGCGAUGAAAUCCCAUUGGAAUUCGAAGGAACUCUAUGCCGUACUGCGGCAGAGUUUGUACAAGUGGUGAUACCGCAAUCGUUAAGGGACCGCAUCCUAGGGCUGAGCCAUUACGCAAAAUUAGCAGGCCACCCUGGAGACAGGAAACUGUACAAGACAUUAAGAAGAUAUUUUUAUUGGCCUACAAUGGCACUAGACUGCUACGCAGCUGCGAAGAAUUCCGCCGAAUGCGCACGAGAAAGGGUGAAGUUGAGAAGGAACACGAAGGAAAUGAAGUUGUUCACACCCAAUGCUCCGCUGGAGUUUGUCGCUAUCGACAUACUCGAAGAGUUAAUUACCACAAAGCGAGGAAAUGGAUAUAUCCUCGUGAUCAGCGAUCGAUACUCAAAAUUGGUACGAACUGUACCACUCAAGAAAAUUACCGCUGUGCAUAUAGCGCAAGCGUUCGUACAUCUUUGGGUAUUCAUAUAUGGACCGCCGAUCAAGCUGCUGUCCGACAACGAUACGCAGUUCACGCCACCGUUCUUUCAGAACAUUUGUCGGAUUUUGGGAAUACGCAACGUCUUUACGACGACAUAUCAUCCGCAGGCCAACGGCCAAGUUGAGAGGUUCAAUCGUACGCUGACUUCCGCGUUGCGAUAG
Molecule: messenger RNA, 1320 nt
Organism: Chondrus crispus (carragheen)
Lineage: Eukaryota; Rhodophyta; Florideophyceae; Gigartinales; Gigartinaceae
Exons: 4
Coding region: 1-1320 (439 amino acids)
Biological process (GO): DNA integration
Molecular function (GO): nucleic acid binding
Source: RefSeq, a predicted model, not a curated record